Messenger RNA from Sorghum bicolor (sorghum), 1333 nucleotides. RefSeq names its product protein STRICTOSIDINE SYNTHASE-LIKE 10. NCBI's taxonomy places the organism in Eukaryota, Viridiplantae, Streptophyta, Magnoliopsida, Poales, Poaceae. Gene Ontology annotation, biological process: biosynthetic process. The record is from RefSeq and is a predicted model, not a curated record. Gene Ontology annotation, molecular function: strictosidine synthase activity. Bases 103 to 1155 code for a protein of 350 amino acids. The transcript has 3 exons.
AUUUUCUCUCGACCGGGUUACACAAACUGAUCGAGCUGCACUCUAUCAUCAGUGUUCAGCUGCCCGACCGAGCCAAGCACGAAGGCCAAAGCAAGCUUUGACAUGGCGGCUGCGGCUGCCACUCGUUCACUGCAUUCCUUCCUUGUACUGCUUAUUCUCCUGUUGCCCGCGGCUGCGGCUGCGGCGUCGUCAUCGUACGAAACCAAGUCCAUAGAUCCUGGACUCGUCGUGAUGACGCUGCCGGAGCCGGUGUCCGGGCCGGAGAGUCUCGCCUUCGACGGGCGCGGCGGCGGGCCAUACUCCGGCGUCUCCGACGGCCGCAUCCUCCGGUGGCAAGGUCGCCUCCGGGGAUGGACCGAGUUCGCCUACAACUCCAAGCAUAAGAGCAUGGCGGUGUGCGCGCCGGACAAGAAGCUGGUCGUGCCGGAGAGCCUGUGCGGGCGCCCGCUGGGCCUGCAGUUCCACCGGCGGUCCGGCGACCUUUUCAUCGCCGAUGCGUACCUGGGGCUGCUCAGGGUUGCCGCGCGCGGCGGGCUGGCGGAGGUCGUGGCGACGGAGGCCGGCGGCGAGCCGUUCAACUUCCUCAACGGACUCGACGUUGACCAGCGGACCGGCGACGUCUACUUUACUGACAGCAGCACCACGUACAGGAGGAGUGACUACCUGCUGGUGGUGGCGCUGGGCGACGAGACGGGCCGCCUGCUGCGCUACGACCGCCGGAGCCGCCGCGUGUCCGUGCUCCAGUCGGGCCUCUCCUACCCGAACGGCGUGGCGGUGAGCGCGGACGGCACGCACGUGGUGGUGGCGCACACGGCGCUGUGCGAGCUGCGGAGGUACUGGGUCCGCGGCGCCCGGGCGGGCACCUCCGACUCCGAGACCUUCGCGGAGCUGCCGGGGUACCCGGACAACCUGCGCGCCGACGGCCGCGGCGGGUACUGGGUGGCGCUGAGCAACGGCGUCGCCGCUGCGGGCGGCGGCGGCGAGGAAGCGGCGCCCACGGUCGCCGUCAGGGUCUCCCGCGAGGGCAACGUGACGGAGGCGCUGGACGGGUUCAGCUUCGUGUCCGUGAGCGAGGUGGCCGAGCGAGGCGGCGCGCUCUGGGUCGGGUCCGUCGACACGCCGUACGCCGGCGCGCUGAAGCGGCGUACCAGCUAGUGCUUUCGUCUUCUGCAACUAUAUUUGUACCGUGCAGACGCGCCGUUUUGUCAUAUGCAACUGUACUAUAUGUGCGUGCAUGCAUGUAUAUGUGGUGGCAUCAGCAGCGUGAAAGACAUGCAAUUUGACUGUACGUACCUCUGCUCUGGAUAUAUAGGUGUGCCAUGUCGUCGUCGUA